AUGGCCACCAAUAUGCCAAAUUUUGUCCUUUUUGUCACUCUGCUUAUUUUGUUUCUAGUGAUACCAUUGGAAUCUGCACCGGUGAUGAAAAGUGGCUAUACCAAAAACCAUCAUAUGUUUCGACAAAGACAAUCUAAUUUGAGCCCAAAAGCCGAAACAGAAGAGGGAUUCUGGUCCAACGUCUAUUUCGUGUUAACCGCCACCGACUCGUUUUUUGGAGGAUGA
Molecule: messenger RNA, 225 nt
Organism: Caenorhabditis remanei
Lineage: Eukaryota; Metazoa; Nematoda; Chromadorea; Rhabditida; Rhabditidae
Exons: 2
Coding region: 1-225 (74 amino acids)
Source: RefSeq, a predicted model, not a curated record